AUGUCCAUUCCGUUUAAUUUAUCCAAGCUUCCAAUCUACGAUCAUUGUUUCUCCGCUGACAGAACACAUGUCGCUGUUACUCAAGAUAAAGAUGUUGCGAUUUACAACUUGUCAAAUCCAAAGAGCCCACAAUUAGUGACCACUCUGAAGCAUCACGAUAAGCCUGUUACCGCCCUUGAUAUUUCUGCUGACGGCAAAAUUGUAACUUGCUCUCAAGAUCGAAAUGCACUCGUUUGGACUCCGCAGCCCAACAAGACUUAUAAGGAAACAUUAGUUUUGUUGAGAAUUAACAGGGCAGCUACAUGUGUUAGGUGGUCCCCUAAUGGUGCCAAAUUUGCGGUUGGAUCAUCUGCAAGAGUUAUUUCGGUUUGUUAUUUUGAGGAUGAAAAUGACUGGUGGAUUUCCAAACAUAUCAAGAGGCCAAUCAAAUCCACUAUUCUUUCGCUCGACUGGCACGAGAACAAUGUCUUGUUAUCAUGUGGUUCAACUGAUGGUCAUUUGCGUGUUUUCUCAGCUUAUAUCAAGGGCGUCGAUAGUAAGCCUUUGGGUACUAUCUGGGGUGAAAGACUCCCAUUCCAAACUUUAUGCCUAGAUGUUAAUUUGAAUUCUUGGGUUCAAGAUGUGAAAUUCUCUCCGGAUUAUCAAUUUGUUGCUGGUGUGGGCCAUGAUUCUAGUGUUUAUAUUAUUUACCCAGGCACUGGAGAAUUGGAAGUUGCAGAGGUUGUCAGAGUUAAAACGUCUCAUUUACCGUUUACUUCUCUCUUGUUUGCUAACAAUAGCAAAUUAAUUUGCGCAGGAUAUGAUUGCCAUCCUGUUGUAUUUGAAGGUAAUCAAGCGGGAUGGAUUGAAACAUAUUCAGUGGACGACCCUAAAAAGAAGACAGCUAAAAAUGUUGAAAACCAAUCUGCCUUGAAUAUGUUUAGACAAAUGGAUUUGAAAGGUUCCACCGAAACUAAGAGCAGCAAUUUGUUGACAAUCCAUCAAAACACUAUCACAUCAUUGAGACCUUUUCAAUAUGAUGCUAAUGGCCUGAUUAGAUUUAGCUCAUCUGGUAACGAUGGUAAAGUUGUAGUUUUCGAAGUCUGA
Pichia kudriavzevii is the source of this 1086-nucleotide messenger RNA. RefSeq lists its product as uncharacterized. Lineage: Eukaryota; Fungi; Ascomycota; Pichiomycetes; Pichiales; Pichiaceae. Gene Ontology annotation, biological process: Arp2/3 complex-mediated actin nucleation. The transcript has a single exon. The record is from RefSeq and is a predicted model, not a curated record. Gene Ontology annotation, molecular function: actin filament binding. Gene Ontology annotation, cellular component: actin cytoskeleton; Arp2/3 protein complex. The coding region runs from base 1 to 1086 and encodes 361 amino acids.